This is a messenger RNA of Parastagonospora nodorum SN15, 594 nucleotides long. RefSeq lists its product as hypothetical. The record is from RefSeq and is a predicted model, not a curated record. The coding region runs from base 1 to 594 and encodes 197 amino acids. The transcript has a single exon. Lineage: Eukaryota; Fungi; Ascomycota; Dothideomycetes; Pleosporales; Phaeosphaeriaceae.
AUGAAAUAUCUCACUCUCCUCGCAACAUUAUGCUCUAUCUCAGCAGCCGCUCCCGCAUACAUCACUCCCCAAUGCCCUCCAAUCCCCCAAAUAGCCCCAACCGGCCAACUUCCCGCCGGCAGCCUCUCGCCCGCUUUCCUCCUCCCAGUGUCCCAAUUGCAGCCCAACCACACUUUCCCCGCCAGUCAGUCCGCCAUCGUUACGCCCCACGACAAAUGCACACUCACACGCUUCGACAUCCCCGCAUCUGCUCAAAACAAGACAUGCAGCCUCGUGCUCUUCCUCGGCACCGGCGGUAAGGAACAAGGGCCAGGAAAUAUUAUCUUCCAGGGUAAUUUGGGAGUGAGAUACCCGAUCCCGGGCGAAACUACUUGGGCGAAUCAGCCGCCUCUGGGUGCGCCGUUUGCGGAUGCGCCGCUGAUUAGAGUUGGGGAGGCGUAUCGGCUUGGUGGUGGGCCGUGCGAUUAUACGCCUGGUCAGGCGUUUACCAGUGUUGGAGGGAGUAUUUGUAGUAACGAUACUACGCUGACGUUUACGCAAUCUGAUGGGGGCUGUGGAAAGUGUCCGGUUGGAUUUCACAUUAUCAUCUUGUGA